Messenger RNA from Ectocarpus sp. CCAP 1310/34, 1119 nucleotides. NCBI's taxonomy places the organism in Eukaryota, Phaeophyceae, Ectocarpales, Ectocarpaceae. The record is from the annotation of a GenBank genome assembly.
AUGGUUCUCUUCGCCAGCUCUCGGCAGAAGCGAAAGGCAUCAUCGUCUUCAACAACAUCAUCAGCCAAGAAAAAGGAGAGGGCAGCAUCCGACCCGCCGGCAGGGACCCACAACAUCAUCAAUGCCUUCGCUAAAGGCAGUGGCAAACCGGUGGUGCGUACGCGUGGGGAUGGCAGCACGGAGGAGAUCACGAACAUCAAUUUCACCGCGCCUCCACCGCCUCAACCGACAGUGCCUUGUACGAAGUGCAACCGUCGUUUCUUCAACACCCAGGGCCUUGGGGUGCACAUCAAAACUGACCACGAGCGUGAAGCGAAGAUCUCACUUCAACGGUGGUGUUCAACGAACAGGAAGGGGGCGGAGGCAUCAUCUCUCCUCCCUUGGGGUGGGACACCGUCAGGACGUUGCUGUCACGUUGCGUUUCACCAUGGAGAGAGUCGCGGAUGCGGCGCGACAUGUCCGCCAGGAUCCGUGACGUUUGUGCUGCAGCCUUUACGACCUGGAGCCGAGCGGAACAACAACCUCGUGAACGACGGCUUUUCACAAUCGGAGUCGCCACCAAAGAAAACGUGUGGAGCAGCCUCGAGGAGACGGUACACCUCGCGCGAGAAGGUCGGUGUUAUUCAGGAGCUGCGAGAUCUAGAGUCGCGGUCAACGGAGGUUCGUGCGCACUUCGGUAUGACCCCUCUCUUUUACUUGGAACAUAAGUCAGGGAUCUCGGCCAGCAAUAUCAGCAAAUGGCAGAAGGAUGAAGACUCUCUCGUGCAGCAGGCAGCUGACAAGGUGCGGAGUAGUCUGAUGGCGACAUGCACUCGACGGCGGCUGUGGUUCCCUGACGCGGAGAAGGAGCUGCACAAGAUGUUGCUGGCACGACGCAAGAGGAAGCUGCGGGUGUCGACAAGGUGGAUCACGGUCACUUUCAAAAAGCUUACCAUGGAAAGUUACCCGCAAGAUCCACGAGCAAAGGCAUUCCGGCCGUCCUUCCGGUUCGCGCAAAAGUGGGCUACGAGGCACUCGCUGUCUAAGCGGCGGCGGUCUGACUCCAAGAAUAAGUCUGUGGAGGAGAGACUGCAGAACAUUUCGCUUCUAGGGAGUGGCCUUACGUGCAGCCGUCGGUAG